This is a messenger RNA of Hyphopichia burtonii NRRL Y-1933, 1028 nucleotides long. RefSeq names its product mitochondrial 37S ribosomal protein uS5m. Gene Ontology annotation, molecular function: structural constituent of ribosome; RNA binding. The record is from RefSeq and is a predicted model, not a curated record. Gene Ontology annotation, cellular component: ribosome. NCBI's taxonomy places the organism in Eukaryota, Fungi, Ascomycota, Pichiomycetes, Serinales, Debaryomycetaceae. Bases 1 to 1014 code for a protein of 337 amino acids. Gene Ontology annotation, biological process: translation. The transcript has a single exon.
AUGUUUAGAACUGCAUUACAAGGGAGAUCCCAUAUAACGAGUGUGUCUAGGGCCACACUUCGUUUAUUGGCCACCAGUCCUCGCUGUUUCCAAAAGAAACCAACCGGUGGAGACGUACCAAAUAAAAAAAUUGACAGCCAUUUAAAUUUUUUAUCAAAAUACUACAAUCAAGAUUUAUUACAAAGUAUCAAGAUCACUGAAUCAUUGGUGGAUCCAGAGACCGUGUUGGGAUUAUCCAAGAAAGGACCAAAUGCCAAAUCUAAAGUUGCCCCAACCAAUGAAUCAUUCGAUUAUUCAAUAACUGAUGCAAAAUGGCAAGAACCAAUAUUAUAUCCAAAUCAACCAGACAAGAAAACACCAUAUCCAAGUAUUCCAAAUGUUGCCGCUCCGGAUAACACCCAUUUAAAGAUUCGUUUCCAAUCCAAUAAAACUGAUGCCAGGCCUUCAUUAAGAGACGUUGCUGAAGAACAAGCAACUGGUAUAGCAAAAUUAACUGGUUUAGAUAAACAAAAAAUCCGUAACUUAUAUUCAAGAGCAAUCUAUUUAAGAAGAGUCAGUUGUCAAACCAGAAAAGGUAAAAUUCCAAGUUUCUAUUGUUUAACUGUAGUUGGAAAUAAAGAUGGUUUAAUUGGUUUGGGUGAAGGUAAAUCAAGAGACGGUAUGAGAGUGGCUAUUAGAAAAGCUCAUUGGAAUGCAAUUAAAAAUUUAACUCCAAUUCCUCGUUACGAAAAUAGAACCAUUAUUGGUAAUAUCGAUUAUAAAUUCCAUGCAGUUAAAUUAUCUUUGAGAUCUGCCCCUGCUGGUUUUGGUUUAAGAGUUAAUCCAAAUAUCUUUGAAGUUUGUCAAGCUGCUGGUAUUAAAGAUUUAGGUGGUAAAGUUUUCAAGUCAAGAAAUAAAAUGAAUACCGUCAAAGGUUUUGUUGAAGCUCUCACCAAACAAAGAUCUUUAGAAGAUUUGGCUGCCGGUAGAGGUAAAAAAGUCCUCGAUUUAAGAAAAGUCUAUUAUUCUGCUUAAUCUCCCUUUCUUCC